Messenger RNA from Trichoplax adhaerens, 4599 nucleotides. RefSeq lists its product as uncharacterized. Bases 1 to 4599 code for a protein of 1532 amino acids. Lineage: Eukaryota; Metazoa; Placozoa; Uniplacotomia; Trichoplacea; Trichoplacidae. The transcript is spliced from 13 exons. The record is from RefSeq and is a predicted model, not a curated record. Gene Ontology annotation, molecular function: protein binding.
AUGGCCCUGAGUUCUGAUCGAGCUCAAAUCACGCUAUUUCUUUUAGCGCAACUUCGACCUGUAGUAGCUGAAAAUUUACAAUCGUACGGUACUGAUUACCUGGAUAAUGUCGAUAUUAGCAUUAAAUCAUUAGCAUCUUAUCUCCAAUCUAUCGGAUUCAACCAAAAAGAUCAAUUAGAUUAUAAUAGAUUAAUUACCUACGGUUUUUUACCAACUAAGAUACCCAAAUUAUCAGAUCUCGACUUCGCUGUCGAUAUUGCAAUUGUCUAUAUACAAAAAUGUCAACAUCAUCUAAUCCAACCGUUCAAUCUAGCUUGCACUCCAGAGACAUCUGUUGAUGGAAUUACAAGGAAAUAUUACGUUAAGCAGAUCAAUGAUAUUAAUUUACAAGGGCAAUUAUAUUUGGAAGAUGAAGUUUUAGCAAUCAAUGGUCAUGCAAUUUGCCAUAUUUUACCAAGUAAAGCAAUAUGGUUUAUCAAUAAUAGCCUAAGAUAUGGCAUAACGACUUUAACAGUCGCUCGUCCUUUUUCCGCUAAUUCUAUCCAAACAAACUUAGACACAAUGGUAGGCUUAGCAUACUCCAUUGUACACAGCAACAGCUUAAAUUCUUGUAUUGGUCGCCUUCAAGAAGAACUGUUAUCACAAUCUUCUGUGAAAACCAAAACUACGUGGUCAAUAGAGAAAAUGCAUAUUAUGGUUGAUUCAGAUGGACUUGGGAUAACUUUAUAUACGGAUGACAUAAGACCCGGAAUAUAUAUUGCUACAAUACAAGGAGCUGCUGCUAAGGAUGGAAGAUUGAAAGAACAUGAUCGACUUUUGGCAAUUAACGGCAAAUGUUUACUUGCGUUAACGCAUGAUGAAGCACAUGCAUGUGUACAACAGGGUGCACAAGAAAAUAAUGGUUCAGUAAUGCAGUUAAUUAUUGCUUCUCAGAAGACCGUAAUCGACGAAGAACCGUACGCUAACGUUAAAAAUGGUCGGAUUGUCCUACCUGAUAAGCAAAAACCCUCACUAUUACAUAAUGAAAACAUUUUAAAUGAAACGAUUAAUGUAGACCAAGAUGACUAUAUAUACCAUAACAACGACAUUAAUGAUGAUACUUCUAUCGGCCAACUUCCAACAUUUGCCCUAGAAGUUAUUCAAGAUUCAUUUCAAACUCAAUCUAGUGAAAUCCAAAAUGCUAAUUCCGCUGCUAGUGAUGGUAAUGACAGCACUGAACCUAGUAAUAUUCAAGCCGGCAACCAAGAUGAUAUGCCACAAGUCCCAGUUCAAAUAAUAACUAGUUCAUCAGAUUUGGAAGCAAUUCCAAGUAUUUCACCUAUACAAGAUCAAAUUGGCGAUCAAAAGGAAAUAAUUGAUGAUGCCGAGUAUGUAAUCGAAGAGGUUAUACUACAAAAAGUGGAAAAUGUUAGCUUGGGAAUUGGUGUUGGAUUAUUAGCUGAUCUUGACGCAAAUGAGAAAGGAAAAUAUAAUCAAGGUAUAUUUAUACAGCAUCUCAAGAAAGGAUCGCAAGGAAUGGAAUGUGGCAAGCUACACCGUGGUGAUCAAAUAGUAGAGGUCAAUGGAACAAGUUUAAUCGGCGUUACUCUAAGUCAAGCAUACGGCAUUCUAGGCCAGUUAAAGCCGGGCAAUGUUGUCAUGAUUACGAGACAUCAUCAAGAUCCAAAAAUAUCUGAGCAAUUUAUGGAUAAAACUUUAAAAGCUUUAGAAAGUAAGGGUAAAAGCGGAUGGAGAUUAAGCGAAGACGAGAAAGAACCUCACCGUCUUAACAGGUCAUCCUCGUAUCGAGAUGUUUCAAAUACGGACGCUGAUGAGCCUCAAAGUAGAUCGAGGACACAUACAUUAUCUAUAGUCUCUCGGAGUCCAGUUGCAAUAGCGAAAAAUUUUCUUCGACCGAAGCCUCUAGAGCCAUUAAAUUCCAACGAAAUAUCAAGUCCAGACGUUGAUACACUAUUAGUCAAUAGCGAGAGCUCUAAAGAUCAUCUAAUCGAAGUAGUUCAACUUCGUAAUGAUGUUGCCGAAACCAUUGGAAUGCAGCUACAUGUUAGAAAUGAAAGUGUUAACACCUUUAAUGCUGAUGGAGAAUCGGUUGUUAAAACGUAUAACCGUGUAUUUAUUGCCUCGGUGGCUAAAGACGGAGCAGCAGCACGUGCAAUAGGCGGCUCAGGUAGUUUACGUGCUGAUGAUGAAAUUUUAGAAGUAGAUGGUAAGGUAUUAAAAGAUUUAUCACCUGAGAGCUUACAAGCGACAUUUCGUGAGAUGCCGUCCGUUGUUAGUAUGAAAAUCAAACGAAUGUUAGCGUUAUCUAACAAACAGGAUCCACUGAGAAGAUCUGUAAAACCACCAGAAAAGCCUAAUCGUAACAGUAUGAUUUUCGACGAUGGCCAAUUACAGCUGUCUGAUUCUGGUACAAAUAGAACUAGGGGAUCAUCGAGUAUUAAUAUUCCUAAUGUAAUAGAAAGCUUGGAGGAGGUUUCACAAGUAACUGAUUUAACUACUCCAGAUCAUAUACAAAGCCAUAAUGACGAUUCUACAGCCUCCCCCUCAUCAGUUAUCCUUGAUGGGACGCUUGGAUCCAGAUAUGAUGAUAAUCUCGACAUGAUUACUGGACAAGAACAUAACGAAAGGGCUGAUAGUCAACUAAUAUCAGAUCCAGUAAGGAACGGAUUACUUGAGCAAGUAAUUAAUGACAAAGCUAUUUCACCUGGUAGAGAUCAUCAAUCAGAUGAUCAACUUUUAAAUAAUCAAGCAACACCUGGAGCACUGUCUACUAGUACCGGUGCGGAAACUAAAAAGAAACGUAAAGGAAAAUUUUGGAGAAGGAAAUCUGCCGCAGAUAUUAAAGUUUCAGUAGAUAACGAAGAUGUAUCCAUUUUUAUAGGAAAUGAUCAAUAUCGGCUAUUAUCUAGUAUUCCUCGAGGACGCAAAAUUGAUGAACCCUAUCAUAUUAUUUUGCAAAAAACUCGAUCUAAGGGGCUUGGAUUGAAGUUAGAGUUAGAUCUUGCGUCUCAGUCUUUUAAAAUAGUAAAAUAUCGCUCAACUGGUACGAUCAAUAAGAAAGAGGAUUUAACUGUGGGCGAUCUUGCUUUGAAUAUCAAUAAUCAAAACCUAGUAGGUAAAACGUCAUCUGAAAUCGAACGUAUACUCAAAUCGCUACCCUACGGACCGGUUACUAUUGUUGCUGAAACUGCACACAGUUGGGCUAAGAGAGCUGCUGAUUUAAUGAGGUUAAGCACUUCAAUGCUCAAUGCGCCUUCAUCGUCUGCUAUAGAAACUCCUAAAUCAGGAUCUGAAGAACUGACAGUUUUAUCAGUACAGAUCGAUAAGAGCGAUGCUGCUAUUUUUGGUGUUACUGUGGAAGAGGGCUAUCAUAUGGAUACGUCUUAUAUUUAUAUUAAAGACAUCGAGCCAGGUUCACCAGCUGGAUGUUCUAAUAAAUUUCUCCUUGGCGAUCGUAUCAUUUCAAUUAAUAAUCAAUCCACAGUAGGAGUUUCAGCAGAAGAAGCUGAAGUAAUUUUAGCAUCUUCAUCAGGUAUUAUCGACAUGGUCAUCCACAGAUUACCCCGUAGUAAGUCAAUAACCGAUAGUGCAGGUACAGGUAUAUCUCGCGAUGUAAUUAAAGUAGAAGAUAUUCAAUUAGAACAAAAGGACUCUCCCGAUGGUAAUAUUAACGUCCAAGAAUCUAUGCAACAGGCAUUACAGCACGCACAAUCACAUAACGAUCAAUCUAAAGACGAGGAAACCAAACCUGAUGGCUUUAAAUCACUGCUGAAUCCGGGAGAUACUUAUCAUCGUGUUAAAAUUCGCCGUGAAGGAAAUACCUAUGGAUUUAGUGUAGCCAGUAGAAUAUCGGAUAGAGCCGUUAUUGUAAGGAAGGUAACUCCAGGUAGCUUGCUUGAUCAAACUGGCAAUGUUAAAUUUGGUGAUAGAAUUCUAGCGGUUGAUGGUAUCAAAAUUACAGAAGGCUCUGAUCAAACUGUUCAAAUAUUAAAAAGUUCAACUAAAGCAGUCGAAUUACACAUCGCUCGGCCGGCAAUGACUGGACAUAAAGCUUCAAGCAGUUCGUCUUUUGCAAUUUCACAAUCACGCAGGCGGAAAUCGUCAGGCAAUAGCUACACAGGAAGUAUAGAAUUAAAACCAGAUGGACAAAAAGCACUGAACAAUUCAAUUUCUCGCUCAAUUGUUACACCUCAGGAAAGAGAUAAGCAAAAAUUAUUAAAUAAUGUAGAAUCAGCAGUCACAAACCCUCAGGUAGACCAGCAGAUUUCUUUAAGUAACCCAAACUCCGUUGCUUCAGUUCCGCAGAUAGAUACUUUAAGCCAUUGUAAGGUGGUUAAAAUCAAUAAGACAGCGGCUGGGCUAGGAUUUAGCGUUGGUGUAAUUGGCAAAGGUUGCGAUAGCACGGUCGUUAUUAAAUCUAUACUACCUUAUGGUGCUGCUAGCCAAUCAGGCAAUAUUGAAUCUGGUGAUGACUUACUCGAAGUUAAUGGCCUUCCAAUGCAAGGCCUCCCAUAUAAUGAAGUCACCAAUGUAUUGAAAUCUACACCGCCUGGUGUAGUAGUGCUAAAAAUUAGGCAUACAAAUAAUGAAGCAAUUUAA